Molecule: messenger RNA, 1717 nt
Organism: Radiomyces spectabilis
Lineage: Eukaryota; Fungi; Mucoromycota; Mucoromycetes; Mucorales; Radiomycetaceae
Product: glycosyl transferase
Exons: 9
Coding region: 43-1536 (497 amino acids)
Biological process (GO): protein N-linked glycosylation
Cellular component (GO): endoplasmic reticulum membrane
Molecular function (GO): dolichyl pyrophosphate Man9GlcNAc2 alpha-1,3-glucosyltransferase activity
Source: RefSeq, a predicted model, not a curated record
GGCCACCGCUUUGAUCGCCUUUUUUUUUGCAACUCAGCUGAUAUGGGCAAAGAAGUGACAGAAGGGUGGGUGCAAGCUCAGGGUCCCUUGCAGCGAUGGCUGGACCAUCUGGUGAACAGCCAGCUUCUUUGGAGCGCUCCCUUACUGACGGUUCUUUUUGCAACGGUCGUACGCUGCAUUAUCGCGUUGAAUCCUUAUUCCGGAUAUGCGACGCCACCCAUGUUUGGUGAUUAUGAAGCGCAACGACACUGGAUGGAGAUCACACAGCAUUUGCCGACGUGGCAGUGGUACCGUUACGAACUGAACUGGUGGGGUCUGGACUAUCCUCCGCUGACAGCGUUCCACAGCUGGUUAUGUGGUAUCAUCGGGUCGAAAAUCGAUGCGUCCAUGUUUGCAUUGGAUACAUCGCGCGGAUUAGAGUCCAUGUCGAGUAAAAUGUUUAUGCGGUGCACUGUCUUGGUUUCGGAAGCCAUUAUUUAUAUUCCAGCCGUUCUUACCUAUUGCCUGAUUGUGCAUGGAUCGCAAGGAUUCCGAAAAAAGCAUAUUGCAGCUGUCUUGAUCCUGAUGCAGCCGGGCCUCUUGAUGAUCGACCACGGUCACUUUCAAUUUAACAGUGUGAUGCUUGGUUUGACGUUGUGGGCUGUCAAUGCGUUUUUAACCGGUCAUUGGGUGGUGGGAUCCAUUUUUUUUUGUCUUUCGUUGCUGUUCAAGCAAAUGGCGUUGUAUUAUGCCCCAGCGGUGUUUGGUUAUCUAUUGGGUCAGUGUCUGAGCGACCCAAACGGAUGGAUCCUUUUUGUCAAGCUUGGAGUUACCGUGAUCCUGACCUUUGCGUGCCUGUUCUCGCCCUGGCUGUCUUCGUUGGAGGAUUUGCAGCAAGUAAUUCAUCGGAUUUUCCCGGUGGCACGAGGAUUAUAUGAGGACAAGGUGGCCAACGUGUGGUGCACGCUAAACAUCUUCAUCAAACUUCGGCACAUGCUGAGUUUAACCGCCACGGUUCGGCUAAGUCUUGUUGUUACUUUGAUGGCCGUUAUACCAAUUACCAUCCACACUAUGCGAUCGCGAUCACCGCAGCGGUUUCUUUACGCCCUGGUGAAUUCAUCCUUGGCCUUCUUUUUGUUCUCGUUCCAAGUGCAUGAAAAAUCUAUCCUUUUGCCAGCACUGCCCGUGACCCUGUUGGUCCUUGAAGAGCCUUUGGCCACGCAUGCAUUCAUCAAUACCGCCAUGUUCAGCAUGUACCCUUUAUUGAAGCGGGAAGAUCUGGUGCUUCCUUAUUUCGUCACAUUGAUUCUCUGGAACUGGCUUAUGGGAGAUGUACGUCAUGAAAGCGGCUCUUUGGCUCGUCAUGCCAUUUCUGGUAUGCAUAUGGUCUUUGUUGCUUGGUAUGUCGCGGAUGGUUUUAUUGCCGCUCCGGCUCGAUAUCCAGAUCUUUAUGCUGUGAUCAAUGCGGCUCUGAGCUGCGGUAUUUUUGGCCUUCUAUUCCUGUAUUAUAUGUACAGAUCAUUCAACCUGGAGUCACAAAAAUUAAAAGUUCAAUGACGAAUCAUGGAGAAGCAUAGUAAAAAAGAAAAUUAGACAAUGCAAGAAGCAUACAAUAGCCAGCUGAAGUAUUUUUCGUGAAAUUGACCGCUUGAAAAAUAUGGUCAGUGGAUGCCAACACAACCACUCACAGAUGAAAGCGCAAUAAACCCACAUGUGCCUUCAUGGCACGGUUAGAUAU